Messenger RNA from Tachysurus fulvidraco (yellow catfish), 1283 nucleotides. RefSeq names its product rhodopsin, like (gene rhol). Gene Ontology annotation, biological process: G protein-coupled receptor signaling pathway; phototransduction; visual perception. NCBI's taxonomy places the organism in Eukaryota, Metazoa, Chordata, Actinopteri, Siluriformes, Bagridae. Gene Ontology annotation, molecular function: G protein-coupled receptor activity. The coding region runs from base 275 to 1273 and encodes 332 amino acids. The transcript has a single exon. The record is from RefSeq and is a predicted model, not a curated record. Gene Ontology annotation, cellular component: membrane; photoreceptor outer segment.
AGGUUAUGUUGUCUAAAAUCCGUGCACCUGUACAACAACACGACUGGUGGUUCAUGUCUAGCCUCUUACCCUAAUAGGAAUAGACGGUUUAUAACCCAUGUGACUUACAGACUGUUGAGCAUGCACAAGCUCAGUAGUGGAUUAGCAUUAACGUAGCCUGAAUCAUAUUCUGCCGAACAAACACAUUUGCUAAUCUGUCCUGUAGCGUGUGUGUCUGUAGUCUCUGUUUUCUCACUGCAAAGAGGAUACACAGGACUAUACUUAAUCGCCGAUCAUGAACAGCACAGAGGGCCCCGAUUUCUACAUCCCAAUGUCCAACGCUACUGGACUAGUCAGGAGCCCUCACGAGUAUCCACAGUACUACCUGGCAGAACCAUGGGUCUUCUCCUUCCUCACCAUCUACAUGUUUUUCCUUAUCCUUAUGGGUAUUCCUGUCAACUUGUUCACACUCUGCGUCACGGUCCUGCACAAGAAUCUACGCACGCCGAUCUACUACAUGGUGGUGAACAUGACGAUGGCUGACCUCCUCGUAAUCGUUAUCAGCUUUCCUUUCACCAUGCACGCAGCAAUGCACGGCUAUUUCGUCCGUGGAAUGGUGGGAUGCAACUUUGAAGGCUUCUUGACAGUGCAUGGUAUCCAGAUCUCAUUGUGGUCCUUGGUGGUCCUGUCCGUAGAGAGGGUCAUGGUGUCCUGUAGACCUGACAUGGACAUUCGUCUCCGGCGCAAGUUUAUCGUUAAGGGAAUAGGCUUCAGCUGGCUUAUGGCUUUCAGCUGUUCUUUGCCUCCUCUCUUUGAGUGGUCGCGAUACAUCCCUGAGGGAUUGCAGUGCUCGUGCGGCGUCGAUUACUACACUCUAAAGCCUGAUAUCUACAACGAGUCCUUCAUCAACUACAUGUUCACCGUGCACCUCAUCAUCCCGUUGACCGUCAUCUCCCUGUGCUUCGGCCGACUGCUUUGCAUGGUUAAUGACGAUGCUAUUUCUAAAAACGAGCAAGAUGCCAGCUGCUUGACGGUCCUCUUGAUCCUAGGGUUCUUCAUCUGCUGGCUGCCGUAUGCUAGUUUUGGCUGGCACAUCUUCUCAAACCAAGGCAGUGCCUUCAGUCCUAUCGCCAUGUCUCUGACCUCGUUCUUCGCCAAGAGUUCCGUGUUGUUUAUUCCCCUCAUUUGCAUUUGCAUGGACAAGCAGCUCCGUCAAUGCAUGGUCAUCACGCUGUGCCUAGGGAAGAACCCUUUUGAGGGCCAGGUUGGAGACUCAAAGACCUCAGAGUCCUAGUCUGUCUCUG